Molecule: messenger RNA, 399 nt
Organism: Pochonia chlamydosporia 170
Lineage: Eukaryota; Fungi; Ascomycota; Sordariomycetes; Hypocreales; Clavicipitaceae
Exons: 2
Coding region: 1-399 (132 amino acids)
Source: RefSeq, a predicted model, not a curated record
AUGUACACUGGGAAAGGCAACCGCAGGCCAGGCACAUCUCGGCCGUCUCUGGAAAUCAUUGUGCGGGCUAAGAACGCGAUAUUUAUUGUCCCCUUGCCAACUUCCGGGAAGAACCAUGGAGACAAUAAACGUCAACCGAGUCAUUCAAUGACGGCACCUGGGGUGUGGCAGCCAAGGUCAGGCAACAACAAGCGCGUCGGUCCAAUGGGACCAGACUCUUAUACAUUUUAUCACGAUCGCUACCUGCGUUCAGGCCUCCUGGUGCGCAGUCCUCGCGAAAUCCAUCCCCCUCCUUUGAAUUGCCAUUCCCCUGUUGAACAAAGGUUCCCGGACAGCGACCCUGCCAAAAAGGCAGCGCCAUCAAAUGCGCCACCGAAAAUUCUAGAACCCCCAAGCUGA